CUUCUUAUACUCUGUAUGUAAAUCGUACAAGACCAAAAAGAAGUAAAUAAUGACGGUUCUUCAUCCUUGCAUCAGAGACGGCUGGUUCUAUGAAAAAAGCGAAAUGUGGCCAGGACAAGCGCUUGGCAUCCAAGUCAAGCGAGUCCUCCAUCAUGAGAAAUCCAAAUACCAAGAUAUCUUAGUGUUUGAAUCAACCCACUACGGAAACGUAUUAGUGCUGGAUAAUGUAAUCCAACUCUCCGAACGAGACGAAUUCUCGUACCAAGAGAUGAUUGCCCAUCUUGCCAUGAACUCGCAUCCGAGCCCAAAGAAGGUAUUGGUGAUUGGUGGCGGUGAUGGUGGAGUGCUUCGAGAAGUUGUCAAACACGAAGGCGUUGAGGAAGUCCAUAUUGUGGAAAUCGACGAAGCGGUUCCUCGUGUCUCGCGUAAGUAUCUUCCCAAGAUGGCGGUAGGAUUCGAUCAUCCGAAAGUGAAGCUUUUCAUCAUGGAUGGCUUUGAGUUCCUCGAGGACAAGGCCAACGCGUAUGAUGUGGUUAUCACCGAUUCUUCUGAUCCUGAUGGCCCGGCAGAGUCGCUUUUCAAGAAUGAGUUCUUCCAAAUGCUCAACAUGGCCAUGACAGCCGACGGUGUUUUCAGCACGCAAGCCGAAUGCAUGUGGCUCUACAUUGAUGAUAUCCGAAAGGCCCUGGAUUUCAACCGAACCUUGUAUCCUCAGGUACAUUAUGCGUACUCCUGUGUGCCAUCCUACCCAUGCGGACAAAUUGGCCAUAUCCUUUGCUCCAAGAAUCCGAAUGUCGACUUGACAAAACCCCUUCGACGAUGGACACCAGAAGAAGAAGUUCAGCUUUUCAAGUAUUACAGUGCGGAUAUGCAUCAAGCUGCUUUUAUCAUACCCCAAUUUGCAAAAAAAGCCCUUUUCCUUUAAGGUACUACUGCUGACUACUACACCAAGCAGUAUCAGCAAGAGCAGUAGAAAUACUACUUGAGUACCAUCAUACCAUGCCCCAUCCACUAGUACAAUUUCUUCACCGCAUCAAACAAACUGUACAUUUACCAUACACACACACACUCUCUCUGCUCUCAGUAAAUAAAAAAGAAUACACACUGCAAGC
Zychaea mexicana is the source of this 1112-nucleotide messenger RNA. Its product is annotated as spermidine synthase. The coding region runs from base 50 to 925 and encodes 291 amino acids. The transcript is spliced from 5 exons. Gene Ontology annotation, biological process: spermidine biosynthetic process. NCBI's taxonomy places the organism in Eukaryota, Fungi, Mucoromycota, Mucoromycetes, Mucorales, Lichtheimiaceae. Gene Ontology annotation, molecular function: spermidine synthase activity. Gene Ontology annotation, cellular component: cytosol. The record is from RefSeq and is a predicted model, not a curated record.